Molecule: messenger RNA, 2350 nt
Organism: Closterium sp. Yama58-4
Lineage: Eukaryota; Viridiplantae; Streptophyta; Zygnematophyceae; Desmidiales; Closteriaceae
Source: the annotation of a GenBank genome assembly
GCUGCCAGCGGCGCAACUAACGGCGCGAACAGUUCCACCAAACGUGGCGAGUGCGGUUCAAUGCGAGACGUCGCGAGAGGCACCCUCUCACUGUCCGCGCGACCACUCGCUCCCCUGCUCGUCGUGUCGGCUGUGUGCACGCGUGAAGGCCCACAUGGCCGCACGGCCAUGCCACAGCACGGCGGCAUUGCGCCAUGGCCCAUUCAUACCCAAAUUAAAAUCGACGCGAGGAGCAAGGCAGCGUCAGCAGUGGUGGCGCGGGGCGGGUGGCAGCGGAAGCAGAUGGAUGGUGGAGAGAUGGCGUGGCGUCAUGCCGCGCCUGUCGCUCGCCGCUCUCCUUCUAGCCUUGCUACAUCGCCUUGUCGCAGUUUCAGCAGCACCCGCUGCACCGUCUGCAUCUGUGGUGCGGAUAAACUGUGGCAGCCGCGAGCGGGUGGUGGGGAGGGACGGGCGGGUGUGGGAGGCGGACGCUUUCUACGUGGGCGGGCAGCCGGCGUCUGUGCUGCCGUCCAUGCCGCUCGCCCUCACUGCGGAGCUACGCUGGCAGCGCGUCUUCCGCGCCAACGACGUCAGCUGCUACGACAUCCCGCUCGCCCCUGCCCGCUUCAUUGUGCGCCUGGCCUUCGCGUACCACAGCGACACGCUGCCGAGUGCGCAGAGGGACUUGAACCCGCCGCUCGAGGUGCACAGCGACGACGGCGUCACCACCUCCUCCCUCUCCGCCUCCGGUGCUCCAGAUGCCCUCGGUCGCCGCUCCACAGAUUCCUAUGCGCCCCGCCAAACCACCACCGCUCCCAGUGCUCGCGCUGGUGCUGCCACCCCGCAUGCUAUUGCCGCUGAUGCGCAUGGCAGCGGCGUCUCUGCUUCACCACUGGACGGCGACCGCGUGGGCCAAGGCGAUGCUGUGCAGAGCCGUCGUGACAGCAGCCCCGCGGGCAGGACUCCCAAGGACAAACACAAGGCGCGGUGGCCGCGGUUUGCGGUGCUGGUGGAGGGCGUGCAGAUGGAGACGGUGAGCAUGGGCGGGCACGUGGGCGCGGUGUACGAGGCGGAGUACAUCGUGGACAGCGCGGACGCCUCGCUCACGCUCUGCUUCCUGCCCGUGUGGGGCCACGCCCUCGUCAACUCCAUCGAGAUCCUCCCCGUGCCCCCCCCCUUCUACCUCCUCCCGCAAGUUGUCCCCCCCAACGCCUUCCUCGCCGUGCGCGCGCGCAUUGACUGCGGCCGUGCCGCCCGGAACUACUCAGGCAGCAAUGAGCCACCUAGCCAAGCAUUGACUGAGGGCGCGGGAACGGCCGUGUCGCCUUCAACGACAAAGGGGAGAGUGAGUGGGGACGUUUGGGGUGGUGAGAGCAAUGGCACGGCGAGGGGGUUUGAGCUGUUCAACGAGUCGCUUGCAGCAUCCGUGCUGGCCGUGGCGCCAGACAGGCGCGGGUUCAUGGACGCAGUGGGCAGGCGCUGGGUGAGCGACCUCUCACAGAUCGCUCUCAACCAUGACCACGCUGCACCCAAUGGCCUGCACCAAUCCAUGAAGACUGCAACCCGAUUUGCGGUGACGCCCCCAAAGUCUCUUCACACUGCCUUGCCCGUGAGCGGGGCGGGUGAGGCGCCGCUGUUCCUGGCGCAGCCGCUGCUGCAGACGGCGCGAGAGGCGGUGCUGGCGAGUGGGCUGCACUACUCGUUUUCGAUCCGCGUGCCGGCGCGGCUGAACCGGUGGAUGGUGCUGCUGCACUUUGUGGCGGUGCAGCCGGGGUCGCGCGUGGGCGAGCGCGUGUUUGACAUCCACGUGAACGGCGUGACUGUGAGCGCCUUUGACAUCCUGCGUGAAACCCACGGGCAGCACAACCGCCUGGUGACGCUGCCCGUGGUGGUGGGGUUCAGCCGGCCCGCCAUUGGGUCGGCGCCCACGCUGGAGGUGCAACUGGUGGCGUGCAAUGGCAGCAAGCUCAGCCCCCUCAUCACCAGCAUCGAGGUCAUUGAAGUCGUGCGCGCCAACGUCCCCCGCGAAAACGUCGUCUCCGAGCUUCAAGCACAGCAGAAGACCACAGGGUCGCAAGCCGCCCCUGAACCUGCUCGUCCGCGUUCCAGUCGCACGGGUGUGGUGGCAGGGGCGAUAGGCGGGGCUGGGGCACUGGUAUUUCUCGCCCUCAUGGUGCCACUGUUGCUUCUCUGGCGCCACCAGCACCGACGGCGCCAUGCCAUGCGCUCACAGCUACUGGAGGAAGGUGCCCUGGACUCUGCAGCACUGCACGCUGAACAGGGUCUAAACACACCAGAAGCAGUGGGUGGUGGAGAGGAAGUUGACGCACUUGUGGUGCCAGGGGAAGGGCUGGACAAUGUUGAUACAUAA